Molecule: messenger RNA, 939 nt
Organism: Menidia menidia (Atlantic silverside)
Lineage: Eukaryota; Metazoa; Chordata; Actinopteri; Atheriniformes; Atherinopsidae
Source: the annotation of a GenBank genome assembly
AUGACAUGUGAUCAGUCCAGCCUUCUGUUGGCGCUGCACCUGCUCCUCUGCGCCAUGGGAACCGCGUCCACCUUCCGAGGCGCAGGGGGGUUCGAGAAGAAAACCUCCAUUCUCCUGAGAGAGGAACCUGAAAACCCCAAGUGCUUUGCCGAGGGAAGGAAUGACUUUGUAUGCUUCUGGGAGGAAGAUGAGGAGAGAGCAGGAUCCGUGGAUCAGUACGCCUUCACAUACAACUACCAAAAUGAAAACAGCAGCACAUGCCCUCUAAGAGUCCUCCCAGCAGCCGGCGGGAAAAAGUUGUUUGUCUGCCACCUGAACCGUAUUCAGAUGUUCGUGCAGAUGGAAGCGGAUGACAAACAGCUGCUGCAGCCAGCUGUUGAUACCAUGGAGCUGGGGAGCAACCGGGAGAUGCAGAGGUGUCUGAGCAGUGUCAGGUCAAAGAGAAACAGACGAGGUCCGGUGAUUGAGGCUGAUGGGAUGCUCAAGAUGUUCCACUGUCCUUAUGAGGGCUGCAGUCAAGUCUACGUAGCAAUUAGCAGCUUUCAGAAUCAUGUGAAUCUAGUCCACAGGAAAGGGAGGACCAAGGUCUGCCCUCACCCCGGCUGUGGGAAAAAGUUCUAUCUGUCCAACCACCUGCACCGCCACAUGAUCAUCCACUCAGGGGUCAGAGACUUCAUAUGUGAGACGUGUGGAAAGUCCUUUAAGCGCAAGAACCAUCUGGAGGUGCACAGGCGAACACACACGGGGGAAACACCUCUCCAAUGUGAAAUCUGCGGCUACCAGUGCCGCCAGCGGGCCUCGCUCAACUGGCACAUGAGGAAGCACACCCCGGAGGCCCACUACAACUUCACCUGCGACUUCUGCGACAAGAGGUUCGAGAAGCUGGACAGUGUGAAGUUCCACAAGCUAAAGAGCCACCCGGAGAAGCAGGCCACCUGA